Molecule: messenger RNA, 822 nt
Organism: Anneissia japonica
Lineage: Eukaryota; Metazoa; Echinodermata; Crinoidea; Comatulida; Comatulidae
Product: zinc transporter ZIP12-like
Exons: 4
Coding region: 33-578 (181 amino acids)
Biological process (GO): zinc ion import across plasma membrane; intracellular zinc ion homeostasis
Cellular component (GO): membrane
Molecular function (GO): zinc ion transmembrane transporter activity
Source: RefSeq, a predicted model, not a curated record
AAUGUUUUUAUUUUUUACAGGAGAGCAUUAAUAUGGAGGAAGACAGACGUCAAUCGAAUAGUACACUUAUUGAUAAUAAAAAUGGUGGUGUUAAUUCGUUAAAUGCGAUGAUUCUGAUUGGAGAUGCUAUUCAUAAUCUGAUGGAUGGACUUGCAAUAGGCGUGGCCUUCACCGCCGAUAUAUUAGUGGGCGUGUCCACUUGUAUUGCAGUUAUGUUCCACGAACUCCCCCACGAAUUAGGUGACUUUGCUGUCCUCGUUAAUAAUGGUCUUAGUGUAAAAAAGGCGCUGUUGUGCAACUUCGGCACUGCGUGUAUGGCAUUUAUUGGGUUGUAUAUUGGAAUAGCUGCCGGGGAAGGCACUGCUAUCCAUCAAUGGGUGUUUGCUGUCACAGCAGGAAUGUUCAUCUACGUUUCCCUCGUAGAUUUGAUGCCCGAACUUGAUCACACGAAAUCAGCAAAACCUCUCCAGACGUUUCUACUACAGAACCUUGGUCUGUGUAUCGGAUGGACAAUGAUGGUUCUCAUAGCCUAUUUUGAAGGGGACUUCAGCUUGGGUGACGCUGAGCACGAACAUUGACAACUGAAAAUGCGAAUUCAGACCUAAAAUCACUUGAGGAGCCUUAGAACUUUAUAUAAGCUAUGUUGACUGACGUAGGCAUUUGUAGGUGGUCUACAUGACAUAAACGAUAAAAAAUAAUAUAUAACUUAUAAAUGCGAUAAUCAUAGAAUAACGAUUUAAUUGUGUACAUAUAUAUUAUGGCACGUAUGAAUGUAUUUUUAUUACAUAUCCCAGACUAAGUAAGGCCUGCAUUGGAAUAGCC